AUGUCUGAAGCCCAGCUCCUAAUACAUGUUCAUUUUCUUUUGUUUUCCAUUUGGGCCUCCUCAGUGCUAAGUGUACAUCAGGGUGAACUGAUGGAAAAACCAACAGAACCGAAUGGAUCUCUCAGUACCUCGGAAGAGUUUCUUGACACUCAAAGACGGAGUUCUUACAAAAUGGGCGAAGUAAUCUUCAUUGCGAUUGUAACGGGAUCUCUGAGUGUGGUAACCCUCGUGGGGAACGUUCUCGUCAUUAUUUCUAUUAAAAUAAACAGGCAAUUGCAAACUAUUAACAACUAUUUCAUUUUCAGCUUAGCCUGCGCUGAUGUCACUGUUGGAGUAACCAUGAAUCUAUUCACCAUUUACAGUCUCCUUGGCUACUGGCCUCUGGGUCCGGUGGUGUGCGAUUUAUGGCUUGCUGUCGAUUACAUUGUCAGCAAUGCCUCUUCCAUGAAUCUUCUUAUCAUCAGCUUUGACCGCUACUUCUGUGUGACGAAACCCCUUAGCUACCCCGUAAGGAGGACACCAAAGGUUGCAGGCAUGAUGAUCGCAGCCGUUUGGGUGGUGUCAUUUAUUGUAUGGGCUCCUGCCAUUCUGUUCUGGCAGCUCAUCGUAGGGCAGAGAACAGUCAGUGAAGGAGAAUGUUAUAUACAGUUCUUGUCCAAUCCUGCUGUCACUUUCGCCACUUCAAUAGCUGCCUUCUAUCUGCCAGUCACCAUCAUGGUGAUAUUAUAUGUGUUCAUAUCACGGGCUAGCAAAAGUCGAAUGAACGUGGAUAAAAAAGAGCCUGGAUCUAAUAAGGAACCAGUUUACCCCAACCAAGAGGUGGGUAAGGUGCUGAAAUCGAAUCCGAGCAACAUAUCUAAUGCUUCUGUUAGGCUGCCACAAGUGAAAAUGCCAAAAGGUACUAUAAUCUAUGGAAGAAUAAUUGAUCAUUUCGAUGAAAGAGAGGAGGUGUGCUUGG
Chiloscyllium plagiosum (whitespotted bambooshark) is the source of this 958-nucleotide messenger RNA. RefSeq names its product muscarinic acetylcholine receptor M2-like. Gene Ontology annotation, cellular component: dendrite; plasma membrane; synapse. Gene Ontology annotation, molecular function: G protein-coupled acetylcholine receptor activity; G protein-coupled serotonin receptor activity. Lineage: Eukaryota; Metazoa; Chordata; Chondrichthyes; Orectolobiformes; Hemiscylliidae. The record is from RefSeq and is a predicted model, not a curated record. Gene Ontology annotation, biological process: G protein-coupled receptor signaling pathway, coupled to cyclic nucleotide second messenger; chemical synaptic transmission; regulation of smooth muscle contraction.